AUGGCCAACCUCGACACUCUCCCACCCGAAAUCCUCUUCACCAUCCUCUCCUACACGGAGCCAAACCUCAACCCCACCCUCCCGACCUACCCGCUCAACGCGCUCGCGGCAACAAACAAGCACCUCAACGCCAUCGUCGAAGAAUACGCGCGCAACCUCCUCAAACGCCACGCCGACAUCGUCCCACCGAAGAACACGCGCAUAUACACGUGCCGUCGAAAAUGGCUGGGCGACAUGUGUUACUUCUGCAAGAAGAAGACACAGCGGAAAGCGUGCCUGUACAAGACCAUAGCAUGUUGUCUGGCAUGCGAUAAGAAGGAGUAUGAGAAGAUGGUAUGCAAGACAAUGACGCAAGCCAUGCAAUCCACACAGCUCUCUAAACUUGACCUGUUUACCCCGUCGCCAUUGCACCUCGAUCUCCCUCCUUUGGUAACAGCACCAUACCCCAUCAUGGGCGCCGCAUGCAUCAUGCUAUCCGCCCCCGAUGUUCGCGCCCGCGCCGCACACAUACGAUCCCGGCUCGGUGACGCAGCGCGCGACGAAAGCUAUAUGCGCAAUCGCCGCGCGAAACACGACCGUAUUGUUAGACAUUUGGGUAUACAGUAUGAGCCCACUUUGGGGUGGUUUUACCUGCUGUGUAGCGUCUACAUUCUCUUCUUCUAG
This is a messenger RNA of Alternaria viburni, 663 nucleotides long. RefSeq lists its product as uncharacterized. NCBI's taxonomy places the organism in Eukaryota, Fungi, Ascomycota, Dothideomycetes, Pleosporales, Pleosporaceae. Bases 1 to 663 code for a protein of 220 amino acids. The transcript has 3 exons. Gene Ontology annotation, molecular function: protein binding. The record is from RefSeq and is a predicted model, not a curated record.